This is a messenger RNA of Megalops cyprinoides (Indo-Pacific tarpon), 5075 nucleotides long. RefSeq names its product BCL6 corepressor-like 1 (gene bcorl1). Gene Ontology annotation, biological process: negative regulation of transcription by RNA polymerase II. The coding region runs from base 138 to 4658 and encodes 1506 amino acids. The record is from RefSeq and is a predicted model, not a curated record. Lineage: Eukaryota; Metazoa; Chordata; Actinopteri; Elopiformes; Megalopidae. Gene Ontology annotation, cellular component: nucleus. Gene Ontology annotation, molecular function: transcription corepressor activity; protein binding. The transcript is spliced from 12 exons.
CAUAAUGCAAAGCGUAGCUGAGUGAGAAGAAAAGGGAAAAGAACAGUCAAAACAGUGCAGCUUCAUACACAGAAGUAUCAGUCUGUUCUCUCCUAAAAUCUGCACCUCCUAAGGAAUGUUGUGUUAACGUCACUCAUAUGCAGGUGGAUGCUACUCCGAUGAACGCAGGGGAUGGAGGCCCAGUGAUCACAGAGACUGGCGCUCCGAACAAGGCGUCUGCGAGCAUGGUGGGGAACCCGCCUCAGACCCUGCCUCCGGAGCUCAGAGGAGACGUGCCCCUCAGCCAGCAGACCGACCCGGCGACGGCCGCUGACUGCAAAAUCGCUGAUGCCUCUUCAGAAGUCAGCUCCUGUCCAGAGGUCCCUCCCUCUCCCCAGUCUAACAGCACACCCUCAUUAAGCCCCGCCCCUGUGAACACUGCAGCACGCGAAAAAGCAGAGAUCCCUAAAUCCGGUGCGGACCACGCGGUGGUUUUUUCCAUGCGGCAGUGGGCGGGUGGCAAGAAGGUGCCUCUGAAGGCGAGUCCCAGCGACGUGAAUGCGAACAAGAGAUCGAGCGCGCAGACCCAACCCGUGAUCAGUCUUCCCUCAGGGUUCCAGGGCUCCUCACUUUUCAAACCUGGCCAGCAGGUUGCCUUUAUCCCCUCCAACUUUACCUCCCCCUUGUGCACGAUAACCUUGCCCCCCGGCUUGGGCCAAAUCGCAGCUUUAAGGGAAGCCACAGCCAACCAGUUCCGCGCAGACUGCCGGCCGCAAAGUUCAAGCGCCAGCACAGUCCCCCAGCUCCAGGCCUAUCCUUACCACUUUUCUGUGGGCAGAGCGCUCACACCCGAAACCAGACCCGCUUCAGCAGCACCGAAAACCAAGCAGGGCCCUGUCUCUGACAGCAAGAGCUUGAAAGCAGCUGCGGAGCACGGUUCAGCCCUGGAUUCUGUGGCUGCGCCCACCACAGCUCCUCGGUUCAAGCAGCCGGCCUCAGGCUCUGCCCCCCAGGCCCCUCUUUCAGUCUUUCCCUCUGCUCCCAUUUGCUGUAGCCCCACCCUACCCAGUGUAAGUACACACAGCAGGCUGCUGAACCACUUAGAGAAAGGUCCGUCGCAUCGCAGCGCUGAUAAGACAUCAAUAACGUACGCAAGACUCAAGGCUCCAUGUGUUACACAGGAGCAUGUUCUUGCUGAAGCGAGGGACAUGCCCCUCGACUUGUCCUCAAAGUCCAAACGUCCAAAAACUACUAAGGAUCCUCAAACCCCUUCCCAAGCCAAUGAGCACAACCCUCCAGAAGCUGGUCAGAACGAGACAGUCUCUCAAAAGAAGGCCGUGACUGCCAGUUUUGGGCCUGAUGUUCAUCAAGCUAUUUUCCCAGACCCCCUGAGAAAUGGUGCUCCUCCAAAGCAAGCCACACAACUCUUGAAUCACCAGGUUCUUGAACCAUCUGUACCUUGGCCUAAGAGUGGUCCACAGGGCUCCAUUAACAACCUGACGGGGACCUAUGUGGGUGUGGCCAGCCCCAUUUUAGCUUCUACACUGCGCAGCAAAGAUGGCAAAGGGGCUGCCUUUGUGGAAGACCUCCAGAACACUGCUAAACCAGAGACCAUCUCAAUUAUUGACCAAGGAGAGCAGCUGGUCUCUAGGGGCAAAAAAGAACCAUCCGUAACAAAAGACGCCCAGCAUAUUAUGGGUUCCAUGUAUUCUAACAAUGCCUGUUUACAUGGAACAAAGGUUUGCACAUCCAAGGAUACUUUCCCUACUGCUGAACCCAUCCCCGCAGGUUCCCAUCCUCAUCGUAAACUCAGUAGUGGAAGGGCGGCUGUGCCGCUCUCUCCUGCUGUUGACAGUCCUUCACAGCACCAGCCCGUUCUUCCUCACCAAGGGUCCAUGGUGCAGCGGAAGGUCAUUCAGGUGACCCCCAAACUACGUGUGUUCACUGGCUGUGAAGGUCCUCUGCUUCAGAGCGCCCACCCAAGCUCACCAAAAAUUCCCGAGAAGAAGUGGGGCAAGACGAAGUCUCCCUUGUCCAAUCUUGAGUCCAUAGUGAAACAGAAAGCCCUGGAGACGUCGACGCUUUCCGUCAAGGGAUGCAACAGUCCUGCCGCUGCAGGCCCAAGAAGGCCUGACGCCUUGAGCCUGCACUUUGGGUCCCAGGACACUCAGCCUCGGCAGGUGGACACAAGUGAAUUCCUGCCGUUCAGAUCUGUGAAGAGGAGAGAUGGAAACCCGGAGGCGGAUUCUUCAGAGGGGGCACCUGCCAAAGUUACCUGCAAUCAAGAGAACAGGAGUAUAGCAGAGCUUAGAGAGAAGACCACUGAAAAAUGUCUCAAACGGGAAGAAAAAACAGGGAGUGACGAGCACUCUGAUAGCUCAAGACUCCAUACUCAGAUAUUUGUUGGUUGUGGACCAGCUGACAAAAACAGGAUUGAAACCAGUUCGGUCCAGAAGGCAGGGGAGGAAAGGGAGAAGCCAGUAUUUGAGGGCCUCCCUCCUUGUGUGAAGCUGGAGGAAAUUGCUCUAUCCAUCCUGAAGGGUCAGUGUGCAGAUGUAGCUGAACUGAGGAAGGAGUCGCAUGUAACCAAAGAGGGGUCCCCAUCAAAAGCAGAAGCUGCUGUUAGCAUAAACAAAAAGGUCAGCCCGAGCAGGCUUGAGAAAGCAUCUCCAGCAUCCACAAGGAAGAUGGUGACGAGCUUAAAGAGAUCACAUGACAAGGACAGAACAACGGAGUGGCAUCAGAGCAAGAAACAGAAGAAACAAUGGGUACCUGCACCAGAGUCGAGGCAGCAGGAUGCGGCUACAUCCCAGCUGGGCAAGGAGACGGAAGAGACUACUAGGGGAUGGACUGGCCUUGACGAUGUGCUGCAGCUCUCUUACAACAAAACAGGUAAUGAGAGCAUAUCCAUCACACCCAGCAAGGGCACCACAGAGGCCCCGGGUUCACAGAGCAGCCCGGGCUGGCUGAGUAAGGAGCUACAGUCCUCAGGUGGUCGCCCGCCCAGGUUGAGGAGGGGACGCCGGCGUACGGACGAGGCUCGACAGGAGGGGUGGAGUCCUCCCGCAGCAUCUCCUCCUGUAACGUCUCCUCCUGCAACGUCUCCUCCUGCAACAUCUCCUCCCGCCCCUCAACCCCAAAUCCGCAGGCCGAGGGGAAGACCCCGCUCCACUCCGCUGCCUGACCAGCCCCGCAGCGGGACGCCGAAGCCAGCGAACGGCAGCGAGGGGGACGCCUCCGUAAAGAAGAGGAAGCGUCGCAGGAACAGCAAAUACCAGAACGGGGAGUACGUCACCGAGAGGGACCGGGCCGGAGAAGGGGACGAGACGUGUGUGACCACACGGCAGGCCACCCGAGCUGGGACAGACCAAAGGAUGGGUCUGUACCCAAGAACCAGCCCCACAGUGGCGUAUCGGAGUACCAGCCCAGACACCAGUCCCAGGAAGGGUCUGCUGACCCGUUCGGGGUCUGCCCGUCACCCAGAGUGCCAUGCCUCUCCUGAGCCCGCUGAUAAACCCUCGGGGAAGAGGAAGUUCAAAAGCAAACAUUUAUGCAGUACAGAUGAGGAGAAGAAGCUCAAGACCAAACGUGGCAGCUCAGGCAGACGCUCCUCCUCUCUCAUUGCCGAUGCUGACAGCCCUUUGGCGAAGAAAUCGCCUCCCAGGGGGCUAUCCUCUCCAACUGCCAGCAAGACAGGCGGUGCCAGGAGGGGAAGGACUCCAGAAUCCCCCCCUGGCCGACCUGUCCCUCCAGAGGUUCGCCGGCUGAUUGUCAAUAAGAAUGCCGGGGAAACUCUGCUUCAAAGAGCGGCCAGAUUGGGCUACCAGGAGGUGGUGCUCUACUGCCUGGAGAAAGACGUGCGAGAGGUGAAUCGUCGGGACAACGCGGGCUACACGGCGCUCCAUGAAGCCUGCGCGAGGGGCUGGACUCACAUCGUCCAGAUGUUGCUGGAACACGGCGCCGACAUCAACUGCAGCUCCCAGGACGGAACACGGCCAAUCCACGACGCAGUGGCUGGUGACAAUCUGCCUGUGGCGUGGAUGCUGUUGAAUCGGGGGGCGGACCCCACCUUGGCCACCUACUCUGGACAGACAGCAGUCAAACUGGCCCAGAGCCCCAACAUGAAGAUAUUUCUCAGCGAAUACUUCGCGGAUUUGGAUGGACGCGCUGACAACGAUCCUGGCCUACAGUGGGAUUUCUACAGCAGUUCUGUGUUUGAGACUGAACAGGAUGCAUGCUGGGACUUCCUGCUAUCAUGCCCUGAGGAGGAGAAGGAGGAGAGGAAGGAGAUGAAUGCAGAGAAGGACUGCUUCCUGUUUGAGUUCUCCACAGAGCCCCUCCUACCCUGCUACUACGUUCAGGUGUCACUGUCACAGGGGUUUUGUAAUUGGUUCCUCUUGUCUGACGUCCUGAAGCGGCUCAAGAUGUCCGCACGGAUAUUCCGAGCACGGUACCCUCACUUCGAGGUGGUGAGCAUCUCGUGGUCCGAGCUGUGCAGACAGGUGUCCAUCAGCCAGGUGACGCCAGUCCCGCGGGAUCCUCAGGUAGGUGGAGGUGCCGAAGCGGACGGGCCGGUGGAGCUGGUGCGCUGCGUGUCGGACUUACAAGGACUGCUGGGAUCCUCUGUAGAGCUCCUUGAGGAGGAACCAUUGGACACAGACUACCCCUCUGCUCGGUAGCAAUGCCUACCUGCCCAAACCUUUCCCAGAGUGGACUCCCAAUCAUUCAGUAGCAAGCAGAUCAAAUAAAAAGGGAAAUAAGACGGAAGGCGUGUCAUCUGGCACAAUGAGGUCAUCGCGGUGGCCGAUGGUACACAAACAGAACCAGCGUUUUGCACAGUCAGAGUUUGGCAAGGUGAUGCAACACUCUAGACACAUCAGUUUUUGAAUAUUAGUUUGGGGGAUGCUCAUCCUAAGCCACCUGUCGCUUCCUGACAAAGAGGAAUGAAGAAUGAAGAAUCUUGUCCUUAUUUUCCAUGACAUUACACCAUUGAGGAGGGUAGGUAGGGGUGGGCACCAUCGGACAGCAACUUUCAGGUUUCAAUCUAUAGGUAUUUUUCAGUAUCCAAUAAAUGUUUUAAAAACCUUUUGUAUGAA